Molecule: messenger RNA, 3787 nt
Organism: Mugil cephalus (flathead mullet)
Lineage: Eukaryota; Metazoa; Chordata; Actinopteri; Mugiliformes; Mugilidae
Product: proline and serine-rich protein 2
Exons: 4
Coding region: 289-2094 (601 amino acids)
Source: RefSeq, a predicted model, not a curated record
CAACGGUGCUGUCAUUACGCACACGGAGUCUCCGGGAGCGCAGAGAGGAGCGACUCAAGGAUACUACCCGAGAUAUUUAUUUAUUCUUUGAAUCAGAGAUUAACAUCGCCGCUGAGUCUCUGGAGGAAACUUUCCGCUGGUUUUAACGAUGCCUGAGCUCUGGAGCUGUUCGGAAGGAGAUUAGAUGUUUCCUUUGAGCGAAGCCAGACGUGAUCCUGGUUCACCCGCCAACGCUGGACCCUCCAUGAGAAGUCCGAAUGCCAGCUGACCUCUGACCCCACCCUCACCAUGGACGUCCGACUGCACAGCAACUCUCAGCUCCACUACAACGGGGGCCCCGGGCAAAACUCCAGGACGGGCGGCGACAACAGUGUGCCUCCCUUCCUCAGCCAGGAUGUACAGGAGUGCCUCCAGUUCUUCGAGGACACCAUCGAUUCUUUGGAGGAGAAUCUGGAGGAGGAGGGCAAGCAGAGGCCCGCUAAGGUGGCGCCGCUGGAAAGCAGGAGCUGCCCGGUCACGGAGGCUGGUGGUCCGGGUGCCUUGAGCCCCGGUCCCGGGGCAACAGGGUCCUGCUUCCUGCAACGAACUCCCAGCCCGAAAGACCAGGAUAUUAUUGACUUGGUCCGCCCAGAACCGGACUUGGUGCAGAACAAAGGACCGCUCUUCAGCCCCACCAAUCCAGAUUUUCAGAAUAUGUUGCCUUACCCUGAAAGUCACUUUGAGAUAAAGCCGAAGCACGACCAGGUGGACGGUUUGCCUUCAGAAUACAAUCCUCCUCUACCGGGCGGCUAUGGGGCAGCAGACGGCCACUCCUACCACCCUCCAGGAUGUAUCCCCACCCCGGUCCUGAUUGCCCAGAAGAUCGCUGAGAACCAAGCGGGCAGCACCUCGUCCGGCCUCCGACGCUCCAGCCUGGAGUCUGAAAAACCACUGAACCACAGCCCCGAUCAUUCAGUGAAACACGGUCCUCCUACCUCGGCCAAGCCCACUCGCUUCCCUGCCAACAUCAACCUCAUCCGGGGCAACAAGGAGCCCCAGAACCAGUCGCUGGCUAAUGUGAACAUAAACGAGAGGCGGGCGCAGAUGCUGGCGAACCUGUCGGGAUCGUCUCAACCGCUGCUGCUGCACGAAACUCCCGGUGAAGAAUACCGGGCGCCUCGAAACGUUCCCACUCGGAGCAUUUCCUUCAGGGACCCCACGCCUGACGUGUCCAGAAGGGAGGCGCUGUCGAAGCUGGGCUUGACCCGCAACCGAAACAUGUCCGGGGAUGCGUCGCAGGCGGCCCCCGCUAAAAGCUCCUCACUGGAUCGAGUCACGGGUCGAGAUGCUAGUCUUUCCCCGAAAACGGAAAGAAGCGCCAACUUUUCACCAGGAGUCAACCUUGCGCCGCCUCCGAGCUACGCCGACAGAAAACCUGAGGUUCUUCACACGGAUAGAAACCUCCAACUGAGUCCUUCGCCUACACCCGUCCCUCACAGCAGCUACUAUCCGCCGCCCCCAUCGUCCCCUCAACCUGAGGUCACCUCACUGGAAUUUAACAACUACGGAGGGAAAUCCAUCCUGGUCCACCCUUCCUCUUUGCCCAAGAGUGAACCUCCAACAUCUCCAACGAAGCCCGAUCCCAAAACCCUCCCACCUGCUCUGUCCACCCCCAGCGAGUUCAACACCUACGGGGGCAAAACCAAAGUCAUGACCCCUCAUCCGUCCGCCCCAACCCGGAGCGACCUUCCAGACAUCCUCAGCUCGCACAUCGACAAGGGUCAAAGCUUACCCGUCAAAACUGAGCCACCGCCCAACGACAAGACCAUCUACGGAGUAAAGAGCCUGACCAUCAACCCAUCCUCCAGGACCAAGACUCUCAAACCUCCGGCUCCGGCCACGGCCCCGAGACCUCCUCGGCACUCCUACCACGGCGCCACCAGUUCCCAGAUGGCGGCGGCGUCGGCGCCUCGAGCCUUGUCCCCCGACCGCCGGCGGAGGUCCAACUCCAUGUUUCGUCCUCAAGGCAUCACCGUGCAGUUUUCUGGACGGGGGGCGACGAACGAGUCCCGCAGGGACGCGCUGAGGAAACUGGGGCUGCUGAAAGACUCCUGAGGAACCUCCGGUUAACGGCGAGCCUGAAUCUCUGGUGUUUUUCUGCUGGUGGUGGCGACGGUUUUUCUGGGAGUUCUCUCCGAGAGCGUGAGGUGUGGUUUGAGAAAGUAAAGGAGCUGAAUCCUCGGCCAUAAAAACACUAAAGAAACUGUUUUAUGUCGAGUCUCAUGAAAAACACUGAAUACCUUUUGCAUAAGACGCUGUGGAACAACCUCCUCUUGCAGGAAGACUCUAGUUUUUUAAACGCUGGACUCCAUUAACGGCCUGGAGACACGAGCCCAUUAGUUCUUUCUGGGUUUUUUGUUUGAGGACGCUGUGUAAUUCUAUCAGGGGACUAUUUUCAGUGGUGGAUUAAUAUUUUUAUCUGUUUCCAAAGAACUUCUUUGGAUGCUAACGUUUUAAACUGGGAUUUUAUUUACAUAUACAUAUUUUUUUUGUUUGUUUUCUCACUUUUAGGACCAAACUAAAGCCAGAGUAUCAAUGAACCUUCAGAAAAACUGGACGUUAUUCAGCAGCAAUUUGACGAACUGCACGUUAGUUACAGAGGCUCAGAAAAUUAGUGCAUUUAUAAAAUAAAAUUCAGGAUAAAAAUAAGCAGCUAAUUUUGCACAAGUGUAAUUUAAACGUGGAAAUAAAUAAAUGGUAAAAAAAUAUAUAUAUAUUAAAAAUUUAAAAAACUCAAAAAAUAUACAAAAAAAAUAAUGUUAACUGGAAUUUUAUGAGAAAAUUAUAAAUAUUACAAAAAAAUAUAUAAUCAUGCUAAAUAUAAUAUGUGUUUACCUAAAAACAAUGAAAUCUUUUACAUAGAUUCAGUUAAAUUUUGAGGCUGUGAAGUCUUUAUCUGUUCUGUUACACGGGAAACUUUCUUUUUUGUUUUGUUUACUGAUUUUUGUCUACGCAGUGAGUAUAUAUAUAUACAUGUAUGUAUAUAUAUAACAUUUUAUAUAUAUAUAUAUAUAUGUGUGUAUAUAUUGGGACAAAGUUAAAAGUACUUUUCUACAGAGCAACUUAAAGAAACUGUAAAUAAACUAAGAAGAUGGAUGGAAGCUGUGGAGCAGAGCUGAGCUGGAGGAUAUUUUUACUCCACACGAACAAACCUCCCACACCAAACCACAGACUGGGGGCUUAGUGGGCAGGACUUUUACUUCUCCUUCUCCUUCUUUUUUUUUUUUUUUUUUAAUUUACUACGCAGAGGGAAUACUUAAAAACUGCUCUUUAGGGAUGGGCGGUAACACAACAUUGUACAAAACACAAGCACAAAAACCGCAGCGUCUAGAAAUACACGCUGGCUGUUGCUUCCACGUUCUUAUUCCAUGUCUUUGUUUUAUUUAACUGUUUGUAUGUUUGUGCGUUUUUUGUGUGUGUUUUAUGUGGACUCCGGUUCUCUGUAGCUCACCUACAGUUUAUCUUGAAGUAUAUUUUGUGAAUUUUGUUUACAGACUCCGGUUCGCUGUAGUCCAGCUACAGUUCAUUUUUGAAGGAUCUCGUGGAAAGUUUUUUUCCGCACAGAACAAAGAUUUAAUAAGAACAAUAAUAAUAAGAAUAAUGUUAAUAAGAAUUAGUGCUUGGUUCAUGGGGAGAUGAGCGUGGACGUGAAAGCUGCUGCUGCUCAGUAACGAAAGCCCUGGAGAACUUUCUGUGUGUAACUCUGCUUAAUGUUGAUCACUCAUUAAACCCAAUAAUAAUAACAGAA